Messenger RNA from Mercurialis annua (annual mercury), 1229 nucleotides. RefSeq names its product MADS-box protein SOC1. The transcript has 8 exons. The record is from RefSeq and is a predicted model, not a curated record. Gene Ontology annotation, cellular component: nucleus. Gene Ontology annotation, molecular function: protein dimerization activity; DNA-binding transcription factor activity, RNA polymerase II-specific; RNA polymerase II cis-regulatory region sequence-specific DNA binding. The coding region runs from base 375 to 1031 and encodes 218 amino acids. Lineage: Eukaryota; Viridiplantae; Streptophyta; Magnoliopsida; Malpighiales; Euphorbiaceae. Gene Ontology annotation, biological process: positive regulation of transcription by RNA polymerase II.
AUUGUUUUUUCUUCUUUUGGUAUCUAUUUGCUUCUCUUCUUUAUCACACCCUUUCUGGUCUUUUGCCAAUUUGGUCAUUGUUUUGCCCAAAUCUCUCCAAUUGGUCUUUUCUACAAAAUCUUUAUGUUUGAAAGCAACGUGUAAUUCAAGAACCUUUCUUGUGGUUUCCAUGGUUUCAUCUGCUUCAAUCAAUAAUAAUCUUUAAGCUUAUCUAUGUUGUUUCUAUAAAGAAAACCCUCAGUUUCCUUUUUAAGCUUAUCUUUAUUAAACCUAGCUCUGCUGUGUUUUUGUCUAUCUUCAGCUUAUUUGUUAAGAUCUCUCGUUCCUGCUAAUUUUCAGUCCAAAAAGAACAUUUCUUGGGUUUGAAUUGAGAAAUGGUGAGAGGAAAGACUCAAAUGCGACGGAUUGAAAACGCGACGAGCCGACAAGUUACGUUCUCUAAGAGACGAAACGGGCUGCUAAAGAAAGCCUUUGAACUGUCUGUUCUUUGUGAUGCUGAGGUUUCUCUAAUUGUCUUCUCCCCCAGAGGCAAGCUUUAUGAAUUUGCUAGCUCAAGCAUGCAGGAUACGAUUGAACGUUAUCGUAGGCAUGUCAAAGAGCACCAAACCCACAAAAAGGUUAUCGAUGAGAAUUCACAGCAGCAAUUGAAGAUUGAAGCUGCAAACUUGAUGAAGAAGAUUGAGCUCCUUGAAGUUUCAAAAAGGAAACUAUUGGGAGAAGGUUUGGGGUCAUGCAAUCUUGAAGAAUUGCAGAAGAUUGAACAACAGUUGGAGAAAAGUGUGAGCAGCGUCCGAGCUAGAAAGAAUCAGGUCUACAAAGAACAGAUUGAGCAACUGAAACAAAAGGAGAAACUACUCGUAGCUGAGAAUGCAAAGCUGUCUGAAAAGUGUGCUGUCCCAGCAUUGGCAGUAGUGAAAGAUAAGGGCGAAAAGCGAGCAUUAGAAGAAGGCAGUCCUGUUUCAGAUGUGGAGACUGAACUUUUCAUUGGCCCACCUGAAUCCAGAAUUAAGCGUUUUCAUCCAACUAAUUAAUUUAGUUAUCAUGGCCAAUAUGCCAUCUCCCACUAUUAAUAUUGUAAAUUUUAUAAUAUAGUUAUAUUUCAUGUGACAGGAAGCAAAUAAGGGAACUGUAUUGUACGAGUAAUUAUAUGUUAUUUGUUCCAGAAACUUUGACAUAAAUGUCAGUGUUGCAAACUCACUGAAAUAUAUAUUGUUCCAGUUUCAUUGCCA